AUGGCCGCCCCCGCCGAGCCCGGGGACCCUCCCGGCUUCCAGAGGCCGCCGGCGAUGCUGCGGCUGAAGCGAAAACGCCGGCAGAGGAGCGAACCCGCCGCCGCCGCUGCCGCCGCCGCCCCGGCCCCGCGGGGCCCCUCCGCGCCCGCCCGCCGCAACCCCUUCUCCAGCCUGAACAACAACGCGCCUCGGCGGGCGGCGGCCACUCAGUCCCCGGCCCCGGCGGGCGGGGAUCCUUCGGCAGCGCCCUUCUGGCAGUUUUUAGAGCCUGCCUGUGAAGAGAAGCCCCCCGGGAGAGCAGAGCCCGCGGGAGGAGCCGACAUCCUCACCCUAACCAAGGACCUUCAUUUACCUACUGCUGUACCCAAAGUUCCCUCCUCACCAAGACAGGAAUUCCCUGCAGACUGGAGUAUUAAAACACGGAUUCUAUUCAUGUCUUCCCAACCUUUCACCUGGACAGAACACCUAAAAGCACAAGAGGAAGCUCAGGGACUUGCUCAGCACUGUAGAGCUACAGAAAUCACCUUGCCCCCGAGUGUGCAGGAACCCCAGCUGUCCACAGAGCUGCGCUGUGCCUUCCAGCAGAGCCUCGUUUACUGGCUCCACCCUUCGCUGCCGUGGCUGCCGCUGUUCCCUCGGAUUGGGGCAGACAGGAAAAUAGCUGGAAAGGCUUGUCCUUGGGCACAGGAUGAGGCCCUGCAGCAAGUGCUCAGGAGUGACUGGUGUGUGAGCUUCUCCUCGCUGUACCGGCUGCUCAAGGCGGGGCUCUGUCCCUACUUCUACGUGUGCUGCCCGCAGUUCACGGUGCUGUUCCGCGCCGCGGGGCUGGGGGGCAGCGCCGUGCCCAGCGCCGCCAUCGCCCCCACCACCCGCGGCUUCAGGGAGGCCCUCCGGAGCGAAGGCAUAGAGUUCUCCUUACCUUUCGUAGAAGAAAGAGCCAGGAGACAGAAAAGCUCCGAGGAGGAUUUGGGAACAGAAGUGGCUGACGGCCUCAGAGGGGGCAGCAGUGCAGAGGAUGCAGAGGAACCAGCUCUGAGCGAUGAUGAUGAUGAGGAAAGUUUCUCUUGGCUCGAGGAGAUGGGAGUCCAAGACGAGGUGAAGAAACCAGACACUAUUUCUAUCCAACUGCGCAAGGAGAAGCAGGAGGUGCAGGUGGAUCACAGGCCCGAGUCGCUGGCGCUGGUGAGGGGCUCGGACACGCUGACCCUGCUCAACCUGCUCAUCAACUGCCGCAGCCUGGUGGCCGUGGCGGGGCCGCAGGCGGGGCUGCCCCCCACCCUGCUGUCCCCCGUGGCCUUCCGGGGGGGCACCAUGCACACGCUCAAGGCCCGCAGUGCCCGUGCCCGCGUGCCAGGGGGCUCGGAGGACGUGUUCAGCCUGGAGGUUCUGGGGCCUGUCCUGCCCCACACCCUGCGGGCGCUCACCCGGCUGCUGGGCCCGGCCCAGCGCGGGGCCUUCCGAGCCCUGCUCAGCACACACCAACCCAGUGCUGCCUUCAACUGCUGCCCCCAGCCACAGGAGGCUGUGGGAUCACCCCAGGAUCUCCCUGCGUGUGGGCUGCAUCCCAAGACUCUGGAUGAGCUGAGGCAGUGUCCAACCCUGGGAAAGUCUGCCAUCCGCUUCCUGGAGAUGAAGGACUAUGCAUACACCUGGAAGGCCUAGGAAUGCUGGCUCCAGUCCCUGGAGCAGGAUGUUCCAGGUGUGCUGUGCUCGGGGGGGGGGUGGGCAGCACCUGGGCAGGUCGGGAGGGACAUCCCAGACAGUGCCCAUGGCACGGAAACACUUCCCAGGACUUUUAAUGGAAAGAGAGGCUUUGGGCUUCUCCUUUUGUAUUUUAGAAAGUCUUUUAUAAAUAAAACUCUUCGUUUUA
Neopelma chrysocephalum (saffron-crested tyrant-manakin) is the source of this 1870-nucleotide messenger RNA. It is a transcript of the gene DONSON, whose product is annotated as downstream neighbor of SON. The transcript is spliced from 10 exons. Gene Ontology annotation, biological process: nuclear DNA replication. The record is from RefSeq and is a predicted model, not a curated record. Lineage: Eukaryota; Metazoa; Chordata; Aves; Passeriformes; Pipridae. The coding region runs from base 1 to 1662 and encodes 553 amino acids. Gene Ontology annotation, cellular component: nucleus.